CGAGAGAGGUCGCCGCCGUCGGCACGUUGCGGCGCGGCCGCGGAGUGUGAUGCGAGCGCGCCGCCCGCCAUGGCCACGCUCGGCCUAUCCAAGGUGUUCAUACUGGACAAGUACUUCACUGAGCUGCAAAAGUUUUGGGAGACGGAGAAAAAGUUGCAAGACGCGUCGUCGUCUAACGAAGCGGUGCACCUGCAGCGGCGGCUGCUGAGCCUCAGCUCGGAGCUGGUGACGCUGCGCAACCACCUGCACGUGGGCGCCCCCGCCGCCGCCCCGCAGCCCGCCGUGCCGCCGCGCGCGCCCCUCUCCCUGCCCCCGCCGCCCGCGCCCCCCGCGCCCGCCGCGCCCACCGCACAGCCCCCGCCCGCCGCGCCCGCGCCGGACGUCGACGACCUCAUCCACCUGCGCGGCCCGCUCACUGAGGACGCCGUGGUGCGCGCGCUGCAGGCCCGCUUCUACCAGAACAAGUUCUACACGUCGGUGGGCCCGAUCGUGGUGGCGCUAAAUGCGUACACGGACGUGGGCAACGCGCUGACGCCGGGCGCUGCCGGGGGGGCGGGCGCGGCGCGGGGCGGCGGGGAGCUGGCGCGGCUGGUGGCGGACGCGGUGCGGCACCAGGCGGACACGGGAUGCCCGCAGGCGGUGGUGCUGUCGGGCGCGGCGGGCUCGGGCAAGACGCACGCCGCCAUGGAGCUGCUGCGGCGGCUGUUCGACGUGGCGGGCGGCGGGCCGGAGACGGACGCCUUCAAGCACCUCGCGGCCGCGUUCACCGUGCUGCGCUCGCUCGGCACGGCCGCAACGCUCGCCAACUCGCACUCGAGCCGCAUCGGCCACUUCAUCGAGGUGCAGGUGACGGACGGCGCGCUCUACCGCACCAAGAUCCACUGCUACUUCCUGGACCAGACGCGCGUGGUGCGGCCGCCGGCGCGUGAGCGCAACUACCACAUCUUCUACCAGCUGCUGGCCGGCCUCGGCGCCGAGGAGCGCGCGCAGCUGCACCUGGACGGCCGCACGCCGCAGGACUUCAGGUACCUCGCGUGCGCGUCGGGGUGGCGCGCGGAGGCGGAGGAGGCGGCGCGGUUCGCGGCGUGGAAGGGCUGCCUGGGCGUGCUGGGCAUCCCCUUCGCGGACGUACUGCGCGUGCUCGCCGCCGUACUGCUGCUCGGCAACGUCACCUUCGUCGACAACGCCGACGGCGCCGCCGAGCCCAACGGCGACACGGAGCUGUCGCUGGCGGGGUCGUUGCUGGGUGUGGGCGUGGCUUCGCUGGCGCGGGGUCUGGGCGGGCGCGGGCGGCGGGGCGUGGGCGGCGCGGUGCGGGCGCCAGCAACGGCGGCGGCGGCGGCGGUGGCCCGGGACGCGCUCGCCAAGGCCCUGUACUGCCGCACCGUGGCCACCAUCGUGCGCCGCGCCAACUCGCUCAAGCGCCUCGGCUCCACCCUCGGCACGCUGUCCUCCGACUCCAACGAAUCGGUGCACCACGACGCGGUGUCGCGGCGCACGUCGACGACGGCGAGCAGCGCGGGGGGCGCGGGCGGGGGGGCGCGCGGGCGCGGGGCGGCCGGCGCGCGCUCAAUGGCCGCGCUCAACGACGCCGUGCGCCACGCCACCGACGGCUUCGUCGGCAUUCUCGACAUGUUCGGCUUCGAGGACGCCGCGCCCUCGCGCCUCGAGCACUUGUGCGCCAACCUGUGCGCCGAGACCAUGCAGCACUUCUACAACACGCACGUGUUCAAGUCCUCGGCCGAGUCGUGCCGCGAGGAGGGCGUGACCGGCGCGCCCGAGGUGGAGUACGCGGACAACGUGCCGUGCAUCGACCUCGUGUCGUCGCUGCGCAGCGGGCUGCUGGCGGCGCUGGACGCCGAGUGCGCCGCGCCCGCCGCCGCCGCCGCGCCCGAUCAGUACGUGGCCCGCGUCCGCGCCGCGCACCGCGCGCACCCGCGCCUGGCGGAAGCGCGGCCGCCACACGCGCGCCGCUUCGUCGUGCGCCACUACGCCGGCGACGUCACGUACGACGCCGGCGACUUCCUGGAGGCCAACCGCGACGUCGUGCCCGACGACCUCGUCGCCGUCUUCGACACCCGGGCGUGCGAUUUCGGCUUCGCGACGCACCUCUUCGGCACGGAGCUCAAGAUCCUGGCGGCGGGCGGCGGGCCGACGGGCGCGGCGUUCCGGGCGUCGCCGACGGCGGGCGCGGGCGCGGGUUCGACGCUGACGCAGGACUUCCACACGCGGCUGGACAACCUGCUGCGCACGCUGGUCCACGCGCGCCCGCACUUCGUGCGCUGCCUGCGCGCCAACGCCACCGAGACGCCGCUGCACUUCGACCGCGCCACCGUCGCCCGACAGGUGCGCGCGCUGCAGAUCCUGGAGACGGCGCAGCUGAUGGCUAGCGGCUACCCGCACCGCAUGCGGUUCCGCGCGUUCGCCGGCCGCUACCGCGCGCUGUGGGUGCGCGGCGCGGCGGGCGGCGCGGCGGGCGGCGCGGCGGGCGGCGCGGCGGGCGGCGAGCGCGACAGUGGCGCGGCGUGCGCGCGCGUGCUGCGGGCCGUCGCCGCCGCCGCCGCGCCGCCCGCGCCCGCCUCGCCCGCCGCCGUGCGCUGGGCCCUCGGCAAGCGACACGUCUUCCUCAGCGAGGGCAUGCGCCAGGUUCUGGAGCGCAUGCGGCGCGCUCGGCAGCAGGCGGCGGCGCAGCUGAUCCAGGCGGCGUGGCGGCGGCACCGCGCGCGGUCGCGCACGCCGGUCGCGCGCCCGCGCCCGCAGCCCAUCGCCGGCACGCCGCCGCCCGACCCCGCCGACAAGUGUGACCCCACGCUCGUCAAGCGCACCUGCUCGCUGUUCGGCCUGGACCUGGAGCGACCGCCGCCGCUCCCGCCGCCGCGCGCGUACACGGUGGCGCACGGCGUGAAGCUGGGCUACCCGCAGCAGCGGCGCGUGGCACGCGACUGGGAGGAGGGCGGCGUGCGGCUGCGCGCGGGCGACACGGUGCUGGCGCUGGGCGCGGCGCGGCGCGGCCACGUGGCCGUUCAGGCGGGCGCGCGCACCGCCUCCGUGCCGCACUCCGUGCUGGCCCCGCCCCGGGCGCCCCGUCCCGCCCCUCCGCCGCCCCCCGCGCCACCUGCGACCGCCCCGGCCUCUGCGCCCACCUGA
Molecule: messenger RNA, 3147 nt
Organism: Aricia agestis (brown argus)
Lineage: Eukaryota; Metazoa; Arthropoda; Insecta; Lepidoptera; Lycaenidae
Gene: dachs
Product: myosin-J heavy chain
Exons: 10
Coding region: 70-3147 (1025 amino acids)
Biological process (GO): actin filament organization; vesicle transport along actin filament
Cellular component (GO): vesicle; myosin complex; actin cytoskeleton
Molecular function (GO): ATP binding; actin filament binding; cytoskeletal motor activity
Source: RefSeq, a predicted model, not a curated record